CAAUAUAUCAAUUGUUCAAUUGUUGAGGUCAACAAUUCAGUCGCAAAUUCGCAAACGAUCCAUCUAGACGUGAGAAAGAGUUUCUGAAGGUUUACAAAAUAAUAAUUAAUAUCAGAGUUAAGUUUGACCUUGUGGAUCCAAUUUCAUAAAACAAAAUGCAUGUUUUUGAGUUAAGAAAUUUGAGGGAUGAUUCUUACAGAUGCGAAUGGUGCGGCGAGAAGUUUAAUACGCAAUCAGCGUUACAACAGCACAUUAAUAAAGAACAUACACCCCGAAAUAACGGUGCUGGUUCAAAUGAAACAUUUAAGUAUGAAGAGUUUUUGAUGAACGUGUAUGAUGAUGUGCGUUACAAAUGCCGAUAUUGCGGCAUGUUGUUUGAAACGGAAUCAGAUUUAGAAGAACACAUUAAGGAAUGGCAUACAGGCCAUGGUAAUUGUGCUGGUUCCGGUGAAACAUUUAAGUACGAAGAGUAUUUGAUGAAAGUGUUUCUUGAUGUGGUUUACAAAUGCCGAUAUUGCGGCAUGACAUUUAAAACGGAAUCAGAUUUAGAAGAUCACAUUAAGCAAUGGCAUACACCCAUGCCUAAUGGUGAUAGUUCAGGUGGAUCGUUUAAAUACAAUAAGCACGGGACAACAUGCGGAGAACCUUUUAACGUAGAUCAGAACAUUCCUCUUUCUGAUUCCACUUCCUGCGAAAUGUUUUCACUAUUUGAAAAAUUACGAAUAUAUCCCGAAAAAUCUGAAAAAUUAAAAUCGGAAAAUGAAACUAAAAAAGAAUGUCUCAAAAUUUUUAAAGAAAGUAAAGAUGAGGAAGAUAUAAAAGGUCAAGGCCCUAAAAACAAAGAAAACAAUGAAGCAGAAGAAAAGCAAGAUCAAGCAGGUCAUCAGGAAUUUUCUCCAGCAAGUGCAGAAAAAAAUCGUCAAUUGGAAAAUUAAAAAUUUCAGAUUGAGAUUGAGAUUGGAAAACUUUCAAAAUUAAUUAUAAUUAUUAAAAUUGGCUUGUUUUUCGCAAAAUUUACAAAGCUAAAAGCAUUCGAUAUAAUUAGCUCUGCUCCAUAAAUUUUAUUAUAAAUGUGAUACAAACAUUUUCUAAAUUCAAAAUUGUACGUGUUUAUCAAUAAAAUUAAUUCUGAUA
This is a messenger RNA of Centruroides sculpturatus (bark scorpion), 1134 nucleotides long. RefSeq names its product zinc finger protein 724-like. Lineage: Eukaryota; Metazoa; Arthropoda; Arachnida; Scorpiones; Buthidae. Gene Ontology annotation, biological process: regulation of transcription by RNA polymerase II. Gene Ontology annotation, cellular component: nucleus. The record is from RefSeq and is a predicted model, not a curated record. Gene Ontology annotation, molecular function: DNA-binding transcription factor activity, RNA polymerase II-specific; sequence-specific DNA binding. Bases 156 to 935 code for a protein of 259 amino acids. The transcript has 2 exons.